This is a messenger RNA of Prorocentrum cordatum, 506 nucleotides long. NCBI's taxonomy places the organism in Eukaryota, Dinophyceae, Prorocentrales, Prorocentraceae. The record is from the annotation of a GenBank genome assembly.
GCGGGUGCUGCAGCGCGCUCCAGAAGCCUGGUGACGUGCUGGCCGCGGAUUCCGAGGCCAUGGCGGCCGCGACGUCUGCUGGCGGGAGUGUCCCAGCAGAGCCGCAGCAGGCCCUGACGGUCGUCCAGCAGCACGCGGAGGCCGCAGCCGCAAUGCGGUCGGUGGAUCAGGUCAUGCGAUACCGUGGGGCCCUUGGCACUGCGGAGGCGCGCGAGCAAGACCUCGCCCUUCAGCCUGCCGAGGCGGAGGCGGCGAAGCAGAAGGACGCUGUUGUGGCUGCGCUGGCGCCUGCCCCGCAGCCUUCCCAUGCGGCCGCCGCCCAGCUGGUUAACCCCUGCGCCGAUCUCUUCAACCUGAUCUGGGACGAUUCCGUCUUCGCGGGCGGGAGCGUGGAGGAGCUCGACGAGGAGGGGCGCGCCAGGAUGGAGGCGUUCCGUCGGGAGCUGCGCGAUGCCAAGUCGCAGCUCCACUCGCACUCUACUGAGGUGAAGGCCAAGCUGGAGCAG